Racocetra fulgida is the source of this 405-nucleotide messenger RNA. NCBI's taxonomy places the organism in Eukaryota, Fungi, Glomeromycota, Glomeromycetes, Diversisporales, Gigasporaceae. The record is from the annotation of a GenBank genome assembly.
AUGCACUACUGAUCCUCCUUUAAGUAAUUCAAAAACUUAUUGUAAAUUAGGAAUAAGUGUAAUUCGUGCCCCUACAUCAUCUAGUAAUUACAGCCUAUAUGAAUCAAAUAUUGUGAUUGGUACUCAUUUUCGUCGAGACAACCUGGCAUGCUUAUUUGUCCACAAUCUUGACAAUACUGAUCUUAAUGAAAUUUCUAUAAAAAUAGAUAACAUACCUCGCUUAUUGGGAGUAAAAUGGAAAAAUACGGUUUCUAGAUUUUUUCGUAAAGAACCUUCUAAAAAAUUAACGCAUGAUAAAGCUUUGCAUUUAACUCUUGAUAAAUGUGUCAAGAGAGGAAAUCACGGAGAUUAUGAACUCGAAUAUCCACUAUUAAUAUAUAUUACAAAUGAUUGUGACUAUCAUGG